Puccinia triticina is the source of this 873-nucleotide messenger RNA. RefSeq lists its product as uncharacterized. The transcript is spliced from 4 exons. The coding region runs from base 1 to 873 and encodes 290 amino acids. Lineage: Eukaryota; Fungi; Basidiomycota; Pucciniomycetes; Pucciniales; Pucciniaceae. The record is from RefSeq and is a predicted model, not a curated record.
AUGCAACAAGCAACGGCGUUUGUGAAACAAUUAGCAGGAAUCCGACCACAGGACGAGGAGGGCACGGAAGAUCCCGCAGCGACACCACAAGGAGAAAUAGACGAGGUCCCAGAUUUAAAUCCACCCAAGAAGACCAAGAAAACGACAGCGCCGAAGGAGCCGACCCGGAAGAUUGCGACCAGGUCGACAUCCAAAGUUCCAGAAGACCCACCACAGCCAAAGAAAGCCCAGCAAAUCGAACUGGACGGAUGGGAAAGGCUCUUGAAGGAUGUAGGCCAACGACCAAGCAAUAGAGCUCACAAUCCAGAGGAACGGACAGAGGCGGCGUCGAACGAUCGCGCCCAAAACAAGCGGGGAUGGCCGGGAUCAGAGUCAAACCCAGUCUUAGCAGACGAAGGGCCAACACCAAGCGGAACCCAGGAGGCAGCGCCAGCUCAAGGAGCACUACCAGCCUGGAAAAUCCAGGAAACGCUGGUCAGGAUGGCGGAGAGGGCGAUGAAAGCCGAAGAGAACGGAGACAUGGCGCUGGCAAACCGCCUUUACGACAUCGGAGCGGGUCUUGGACAAGCGGUACCGAGAUCAAGCCCGACAGUAGCAGCUCCAACAGUGAGGGGAACGGUGCAGGCCCCCGUAACGAUUGAAGGACUACGAGUCCCCAUCCCCAUCAAUAACGGUCGACAAUCCAAAGGAAAGCAACAGCAACAGCAACGAAGGACGUCGCCCAACCUGGCCAAGGGAUACGAGAAAGGUGGCCAAGGUGGCCAGAAACAAAGUCAAGGCGGUUACAAGGGCAAUCGCUACAACCCCAGGCACGGAGACCGAGAUGGAGGCCGCCACGGCGGUAGGGACGGGGGCAGAGGAAGGAACUAUUAG